Molecule: messenger RNA, 1214 nt
Organism: Dicrocoelium dendriticum
Lineage: Eukaryota; Metazoa; Platyhelminthes; Trematoda; Plagiorchiida; Dicrocoeliidae
Source: the annotation of a GenBank genome assembly
UGUUUUACACACCGCUCUGUUGCAGUGCGUCAUCAACGCAGAUUGUCUGCAGCCCUGUUUAACGUCAGACUCGUUGCUUUCGAUCGCGUUCGCUAACAUGGUCAAAAUUUUCGGCGACUCAGGUGCUAUCAAGGAAGCUCUGCACAUGAAUUCUGUCGUUGCGAACAUACUCCACCGCUCCCCGGAGAAGAUGGCACUUCGUCAAGCUGGCCUGCAAGUGGAGUUGGAGCAAGCUCUUCGCUCACGUGCUGAUCUGGCAUAUUGUGAUCGCCUGGUCAAUGCGUUACGCUUAUGCUGUCCUUGGGAAGCUACUCUCUUCCAAGCCGAGUUGGAAAGAUGUCGGGGCAACUACAAUGCUUGCUGUGAUCUUCUACGACACAUAACAGUUUCCGCUGAAGCUCGCAUCAAAUGCACCUCAUCGCUUAACAACCAAUUUCCAUCUCGUUCGGAAUCGACCAUCUGUCCAGAGCCGCUGUCCCAUCUCAAUUUGGCAACGUUUGAAGACCACGUUUCUGUGGGCGGACUGGUCAAGAUAGCUCUAAUAGGACUUCGCGCUCACUUGUUGUUAGCUGAGGUGUUUUUGUCAAAGGGAAUGUGCCAAAAGGCAGAUAAAGAACUCAACGAUGCUCACUGCCAAGCAGAAAAGUUUCGACUAUCCUCAGGAGAAGCCGCAAUUCUGUUGCUGCGCCAAGCCGUCAACGUAGUUCUGGCACGAUCGUCACAACCGGUGGACUCGCCAACUGAUCAAAUACUGAGCGAGAUUCUCCACAGAUCUGAUUCGUGCACCCGCUUUCGGUAUUCGGUAUUUGUCAGUCGCCUCAGACUCUCCUAUUUGUCGAGCGAUUCGGAUCGACUUUCCUUCUUGAAGUGCCACUUGCAACUGCUGCUAAAUGCACUCGAAUUUCACCGUUCUCUGGAUGACCGACAACAAAUACUGCUGCUGCUCAUUCUCCUCAUUGCUGCUCUGCACGCAUCUGGACGCAUUGAAGAACGCAACCGAGCUGUACAUGCACUGGAAGAGCUGCGCAGUAAACAUCACCUCCCCAUCUGUUCUGCCAGAGAGCUUGCUGCAACCCUUUUGUAGAUACCGCUUUGAACCGUCUAUUUCUCGAUGUGCAUUCCACAUCCGUACUGAUGUUCAUAUCACACGGUUCCCACUUCGCAUGCGAGAUGUAUAUCCGUUCAAGUGUAAAUAUAACCCAAUUCGUCUAUCA